CUCCCACGCAAAUGAUAAAAGUUAUUCAAUUUAAAAUUGUUAAUCAUUAAAUUACCCAAUCAGUAUCUAGAACUUGUAGUUUGAUCUGAGAUUGGAUAAAAUUUCAAGGUCAGGCCAUUGCCUUGAUCUUAGACUCCAUUGCUAAUUUUCCCCAAUCCGAUCAUUUGUUUUGUUGCGUUUGUACUCUAGUCCAAGUAUUCUAGUUACUGUUUACUUAAAUAUAUACGCAGAUGUACUUAUAACAAAGAUUAUUGAUUUUGUCAUAAAGGUCUAAUGGAUAAUAAUAAAAAUAAUUGAGUUAUUCUUUGAAAUUUCCAAAAUUCUUCUCUGAACAUCAAUCUGUAUGAAUACUAACAAUAAUUAAUAUAAAUAAUUUGUAGACAUUUUAUAGUGUCCGAUAUACAAUGACAGGAAUGUUUAUUUUAUUAUAAGCAAAUUGAAUUACGUAUUAAAUACACGAGAUAAAAAUGAAUACACGUUCAAACGGAAGACGUAAUUCAGUGCUAUUAAGAUUGGAUAGUGGAUCAAAGGCUCAAAAAUGUAGACGCUCAAGUUCAUCAGUGCUAGAACCGUUGGAAGAUAUGGUCACAUGUCCAAUUGAUUUAAAUUUUUUAGAUAACCCAAAAUUAUUACCAUGUGGUCAUGCCUUCUGUUGUAAAUGUUUAAAUAAAUAUAUGGAAAAAUUGCCAACAUCACCAACCAAUGCUAGAAAUACUACUACUGCUUCCAAUAAUAAUAGUCACAACAAUAAUAGUCGUAAUAAUCAUAAUAACAACACGAAUACCGGUAAUCUUCGAGAUCAUAGAAAUGAUAAAUCCAAUGAAAAAACAUCAUUUCCUUGUCCAAUAUGCCGUGCAUUAUGUCCAAUUCCAGCUACACGUAAUGCUGAUUCAUUUCCCAGCGCUUUUAAUCAUAAAGCAAUUUUAGAAUUUUUAAAAAAUAAUCAUAUUAGUAGUUUUGUAUCACGUAUGAAUAAUAAUAAUAAUAAUAAUAAUAAUAAUAAUAAUAAUAAUAAUGGAAUGAUCGAACAAACUGAUAGCGAUGGUAAAAGUCCAGUACCUACUCGUAAAACAUCAUUACAAGUUAGUUCAAGAAUGUUAAAUUACAUAGUAGAUGAUAUUGCAUCAAGACAGCGUGAAGGACGAAUGAAUGCAAUUGAUCGUGCUGUAAUCAUUGAUGAAUUUAAAGAAAUUUUAGUAAAUUUACAAGCAUUCGAUGAUAAAUUACCAUUAACAUCUUUAAAUAAUAAUAAACAAAAUUCAUUAAAUAUAAAUAAUAUAAACUCAUUAGAUAAAAAUGCUAGUCAUGAUACUAAUAUUAAUGGUAAUAAUAAUGGUUGUACUACUAUUAAUCAAAAUACUAAUCCACGUUCUAGUACCCCAUCUACUAUUUCACCAACUAAUUCAAUACGUCAGUUUGGUCGAUUUCAUGCUGCAGCAUCACGUAUACGUAGACUUACAGCAAGUUCAAUAUCAUCAAAUGAUCUAUUACCGGUAGAAACAACAUCAUCUUAUAUAACAUAUCGUGAUGCUGAAGGUUUACGUAUAAUGAUGGAACGUAAUUCUAAAUUUCAUGUACUUACUAAAGGUAAAGAUUGUUGUAUUAUGCGACCAGGUGAAAUGUAUCAACCUGUUGAUAUGAAAUUAAUGAUCAAUCAUGAAGAUAACGAUUGUAACAUACAUCGCUUUACAUUAACAACAAAUUUAAAAUGUGAUGAAUUAUUAUUAUGGAAACAGCAAUUACAUUUUAACAAUGGAUUUUUCAAUCUUAUUCAUAAUAAUCAUAAAUAUGGAUUAAAUCAAAUUAGUAGUCAAAUUAUUGUUGAUAAUUCAAAUCCGAUUAAAAUUUUGUAUUUACGUUUUCAUGGUUCUGUUAUUUAUUUAACGGGAAUUAUUACACCGAAUACAUCAACUGCAUCUACAUUGAAUGAGGCAGAAGGAUUAGACUCUAUAGAGAAGUCGGAAUUUGGUAUUCUAGUCUGCUGUACAAUUUCUGAUGAAGAUCAUUCGAAUAAAAAUAAUACAGCUACUUUGGUCAAUGGUGCUGGUAGGAAUACUAAUAAUAAUCGUGAAACCAAUACUGAAUCAAAUCAAGAUACAUCAUCGUCGUCGACUAAUCCAUUCCCAAUUAUAGCUACUUCAAGUUUAUUCUAUCGUGAUGCUGUUGGUUUAGAAAGACAGGAUCAACCAAUUGUCUUUGGCAUAGACAUUGAUCAUACUAACGGUGAUAUUUAUAUUGCACAACCAGCGAAUGCAAUGAUAUGUCGUUUAAAAUCGAAUGAUUUAACUAGAAUUGAUCGUACCUGGUAUUUAAAUGAUCCACAAUUAUCACCUUACUUUUUAUGUUUAGCUAAAAAUGAACAAAAUGUUUGGGCAACAUGUCCAACAGAAGAUAAAGUGUUAAUUCUAGAUAUUGAUAUUGAUGGAUACUUUCAUUUUACACCAAGUAUUUCAUUCAAUAUAGUACCUGGACAUAUAAUUUACACAUCAGAUAAUCGUAUCAUAUUAUUAGAUCAAUCUAAUUAUGAUUUGUAUUGGAUAACAAGAAUUGAAAAAGCAAUUUGUGUUCAACGUUUAUACUAUAAUAUCGGUAGUCAUCAAUCAAAGAAAUUUCAAAUUAUGGCUAUACAACCAGUAUACAGUGAUGAAAUUGUUCACACUGCUAAUACUACUACUAAUACCAAGAGUAGUAUUAAUGCUUUGUCUCAUUCAAACCAUCCCCAUCAACAACAAACUAAUCAUAAUAAUGGUAACACACACAAUCAUUCUAAUGAGAAUGGUAAUAAUAAACUGAAAUUAUUUUCAAAACAUUCCUUUACUACUGUUACAUCAUUAUCACCAUCAUCACAGUCAAUUGAUAAGCUACUUGGUGGUAUUAUGUGUGCGCAUAAUUACGGCUGUACUGUGAUCUAUCCACAAAAAUUAUUUUCACGUAAUAAAUCGGCUAAAAUAUCAUCUUGCUUAAAUUUGUGCGGUAGGAUAUAACGAUAAAGAAAAAGAAACUGGGGUUUCCGUAAUUUCACAAUUCUCCACUGUUUUAAACAAAACAAAAAUGGAGGAAAUUAGUCAAAGAGCGUAGAAUAAAGAUAAGUAGUAGAAUGAUCCAGGAUAAGAGUAACAUUCAAUGAAAAUUUGCUUAUUCUGCUUGUUUGUGUUUCUUCUCUUUUUAUUACUGGAAAAUAAUUUUCUUCAAAUGAAUUUAUUGUUGCAUUUAUAUUUUGUAAAAAUACAAAAAUAACGCCAAAAAAAACAACAGUCCAACUCAUUUCUAUCAAUUCAUAUUAAUUAAUUCAUAGCUUCUACCUGUGUGCCUCUUCACAUCACUUAAUACAUACAAAUGUUUUAACACUAAUUCAAUUGUGCACAUUGAAUACAGCAUAUAUAACACUCAUCAUUAUCAUACCUUUCUCUUAAGGUGGUUAUCAAUAAGAUGUUGGAAGAGAGAAAGAGAGAAGACAUUUUCUGGUUUUGUUACUUAAUAUUUUGACUUUUUAAUAAUGAAAUUAUCAUAUUGUAUUUAUUUCACAGUAACUGCCCCAUUUUUUGUUUGCCACAUCUAUUUCAUGAUUUGUCUACUUCUCUUUUUUUUUUAUUUUAAUUCAUAUUAUUAUUGUUAUUUUAAAUUUUAGUUUGUAAAUGGUUUUACAUAAUACAAUCAGUUUGUAUAGUUGUGUAUGAUGGAUACACUACACAUUAAGAUAAAUUUACCAAUCUCAUUAUUUAUCUUCAGCUUGUCAUGCAUAAUUUAAAACAAAAACAAGCUAAGAAAUUCUAUUUGAAAAGAUGUUUUUAUUUUAUUUGAAUGAAUCACUAAAUUAAGUGUAGGAUUUAAUUUAUCUUAUAAAUAUUCUAUUAGAACUGUAAACGGGACACUGGCGAUCCUGGAGACUAUGUGAAAGCUAUAGUCAGAACGAAGAUAAUUUGCCUUUAAACUUUAUUUGUUUCUAAACGUAAAAACAAUUAGAUUAGUACAAUAAUUAAGGGAAUUAUAGUUAUUAAGUGGAACUCACCAAUAUACCGACCAUUAUUGCGUGUCUUAUCGAAAUGAAUAAAAAUUCUGUUACACGUUCGUUUCAAAAGGGGCAGUGAUUUUUGUACUUGUUGUGAUUAUACUUGCUUCGAUUACUUAUUGCACCAAAAAGCAUUCUUGGUCUACUUUAACUAAAAGUACUUUGGUUAAAGUUUGAAGUUUCUUUGCUUAAUUUUGUCCUGGGUACCUUUUUUUACUCCUAGACUAACACUUGUGUUCAUAUUGUGAUCAUUGUGUGUUUUUAAACCUUUUAAAUCAAAUUACAAUUGUUGGUAAGACUCACAAAUGUGGGCAACCAAAUUGUUUGUUCCCCGUUGAGGAGGGAAUGCAGUGUGAUGACUGUAAAAAGUGGUGCCACAAAAUGUGUACACGCCUAAGUCCGAUGGCAUACAAAAGAUGCUCGAAGCCUAACUCGCAUUGACUUUGUAUGUUCUGCUGUAUGGAUAAAAAGGUACUAAUUCAGGAGGCUAUGGGCAUAUUGGCUUUAGCCUGCAAGAAAAACGAUGACACAUGCGCUGACAACACCGGCACUGACAGUGACGAUUGUGUCAGUGAAGUACCUGCUGUUACGCGACGCCUCAAACCGACUCUGAUCGACGCAAAAGUGAGAUCGCCGUUAACAUUAACAAAGGGAGUAAUACCACCUGGUACUGACAUUGAUAACAAUGCACCUUUAGUGGGAACCGACGAACUGGAUAAAACCAUCACCGUUCCAAAUAGUCCCAAUGUCCUGAGGGAUGAACAAUGGACUACGGUACGUAGGAAACGAAACGAAAGGAAAAAAGCUGUAGGCAGUACACAGGUAGUUAGUAACUCGCUGAUGGACUCUCAUUGUGAGUCACAUACUGCACUACCAAAAUCUGAUGGUAAGAGUGAAACCCAUCCUGGCGUGACUGAGAAGAAAAAUCAAAUAACAGCUAAAACUAAUGACUGUUUACUUGAUAAGUCCUUGGUGGACUCUCAGACCAAUCCACCAAAGCUCCAAAGUAAAGCUUCGUCUAACGCUGUUGUGAGUCACUCACAGGACUCUGUUACAUUAAAAGCUAGUCGUAAGAUACCAGUAGUUAAUAUACAAGAUCUAUCGUCACGGUCGAAAGCUGUUAACACAAUUUCAAAGGAAGCUAAAUCCCUUCCUAGUUUAAUUAUUUGGAAUCUAGAGGAGUCGAAAGAUAACGACCCUGCUAGAAGACAUGCACAUGACCUGAAGUUAGUGGAGUCUGUGGUAAUAAAUGUGCUACCUGAAGAGGUUUCAGGGGUACAUAUUACAAAUGUAAUACGACUUGGUAAAUGGGUUAGAGGCGAGACACAACCAAGAAGAAUCCUGAAGCUGGUUCUCGGGAGUUUCGAAGAAAGAGACAUAUUAUUGAAAAACGCAACAAAAACUCGUGACUCAAAUAUCCGUAUUCGACCAGAUUGGCCGCUUGAGGAUCGAAUCAAGUGGAAGAAUGCUCUUACGGAGUUGAGGACUCGCAAAUUAAAUGGCGAAAAUAACCUCACCAUUAAGGGUUUUCGGGUAGUCAGGUCUUGGAAGCCAAUACUUCCGAGGUCUGUAUGGGUUGAAUGAAUGAUUCCCUAAACACCUUAAGUGUGUGCUACACGAACGCUCGUAGUCUUAGAAAUUAAAAGUCCCAGCUAAGUCUGAUAGUGCAAGAAUUAUGUCCCGAUAUAUUCGUUGUUACAGAAACUUGGUUCACCGUUGAUAUAGACUGUUCUCCUUUCAUUGCAGGCUAUAUCUGUAUUAGAAGUGAUAGAA
Molecule: messenger RNA, 5782 nt
Organism: Schistosoma haematobium
Lineage: Eukaryota; Metazoa; Platyhelminthes; Trematoda; Strigeidida; Schistosomatidae
Exons: 2
Coding region: 468-2984 (838 amino acids)
Molecular function (GO): metal ion binding
Source: RefSeq, a predicted model, not a curated record